AUGUCUGACGGAGGGGAUAGCCCACGUGCCGCUCCCGCGGCGGAGCCCGUCGCUGCCGCCCCCGGCGAGCCUAUGGACGUGAACACCGCCGUGCAGCAGGUACUGAAGAAGGCCCUGGCCCACGACGGUCUGUCCCGCGGCCUGCACGAGGCUGCUCGCGCCAUCGAGCGCGGCCAGGCCCAGCUGGCUGUGCUGGCCGACGACUGCAACCAGCCCGACUACAAGAAGCUGAUCGAGGCUCUCUCCGCCGAGCAGGGCGUGUCCCUGAUCUCCGUGCCCGAGGCCUCCGAGCUCGGCAAGUGGGCCGGCCUGUGCAAGAUCGACGCUGAGGGCGAGGCCCGCAAGGUGGUCAAGUGCUCAUGCGCAGUGGUCACCGACUACGGCGAGGAGACGCCCGCCCUGGUGGUGCUGCAGGAGUACCUGAAGUCCCGCUGA
Auxenochlorella protothecoides is the source of this 435-nucleotide messenger RNA. Its product is annotated as 40S ribosomal protein S12. The transcript has 2 exons. Lineage: Eukaryota; Viridiplantae; Chlorophyta; Trebouxiophyceae; Chlorellales; Chlorellaceae. The record is from RefSeq and is a predicted model, not a curated record. Gene Ontology annotation, biological process: translation. The coding region runs from base 1 to 435 and encodes 144 amino acids. Gene Ontology annotation, cellular component: ribosome; cytosolic small ribosomal subunit. Gene Ontology annotation, molecular function: structural constituent of ribosome.